This is a messenger RNA of Hypoxylon trugodes, 2269 nucleotides long. RefSeq names its product MBOAT-domain-containing protein. The record is from RefSeq and is a predicted model, not a curated record. NCBI's taxonomy places the organism in Eukaryota, Fungi, Ascomycota, Sordariomycetes, Xylariales, Hypoxylaceae. The transcript has 5 exons. Gene Ontology annotation, cellular component: endoplasmic reticulum. Gene Ontology annotation, biological process: GPI anchor biosynthetic process. Bases 294 to 2168 code for a protein of 624 amino acids.
CCUGAGUGUCCCAUCGGUCCCCACUCGCGCAAGUUCCCUUGACCAGGAUCUCGUAUCGUCAAUUUGGUCAAUUCGUGCUUUUCUUGUAAAAAAACUUACUACACGAAAUCAACUAAGGCCUCAUUGGUCCUCUUCCUCUCCUUUUGCGAUUCCAUGAUGCUCAGGGAGUAAUCAUUACUGUCGCUGUAAUAUUUCGCAUACUCGGAUUCUUUCCAUGUCUUGACGUUUGCAUAUACAUCUUCUUUUCUUUUCCUUUUCUAGGCACAUCUGCCUAAUCUCUUCUCUUUCUCGCGAUGGGGGUCUUAUCUUUCUUUAGAAAUAUCUACGAUCUCGAUACCCUCGACACUCGCUUUACAAAUUCGUCAUCCACGCCUUAUAAAACCGUUGUAGAAUCACGUAAUGAUACUGCCGCGAGUAAAGAACGUGCUGCCAAGUGGAAUAGUCGGGCCCCGCCGUCAAAAUGGAACACACCCGAGUUCUAUUUUUACGGCAUUUUUCUCUGCUUUCUCAUACCUUACAUGUUCUGGGUAGCUUCCGAUGCUUCGAACCCGGCGGAUCCCAAAUACAAAAGAUAUGAAUACUUGCUCAUUCCAGGAUGGAUACCGGGACGUAAAAUCGAUGUCUCCGAUUCCCAGUAUCGCACAUUUCGAAAGAACAUUCCGUAUAUGGCCGCGCUCCUUACCUUCCACCCCCUUUUGCGCCGACUUUAUAAUACGAUCGUAUACCCGAUCAAAAUAACAGAACAAUCCGCGCGACCAACACCAGAAGAGGCGGAUCAAAGACUAAAUCAGCGAGCUUCGUACGACUUUGGCUUUGCGUUCAUAUACCUCAUCGCGCUACAUGGAGUUUCGUCUCUGAAGAUCCUUCUAAUACUCUAUGUGAACUACCAACUUGCAACAACUUUGCCUCGAAAAUAUAUACCUGCCGUAACAUGGAUUGGCAAUGUCGGCCUACUAUUCGCGAACGAGCUAUGCAAAGGGUACCGAUUCGGAGAUAUUGCUGUCACAAUUGUUGGGAACCCCGUUCACAACUCACUUCUCGACUCGGGCUCUGCGUUGGUAUCGUGGGGUAGAUGGCUUGAUAGCUACGGUGGUCUCAUGAGCCGAUGGGAGAUCCUCUUCAACAUCACCGUUUUGCGACUGAUUAGCUUCAACCUAGACUACUACUGGAGUCUAGAUCGCAGAAGCUAUAGUCCCGUCGAAAAACAAGUUGACCCUACCGCUUUGAGUGAACGAGACCGCGUAUCGAUCCCAGCGCAAGCAAAAGACUACUCCUUCCGAAAUUACGUCGCCUACACCAUCUACGCCCCUCUAUAUCUCACAGGCCCGAUCAUAACCUUCAACGACUUCAUCUCCCAACUCCGCUACAAGUCCGCGACCAUCGAGAUAUCCCGCACGAUCAAAUACGGAAUCCGCUUCGCCCUUACACUUCUCGCCAUGGAAAUAAUCCUACACUACGACUACGUACAAGCGAUUUCCAAAGCGAACCCAAUAUGGGGCGAUUACACAGCCGCGCAGCUCAGCCUCCUUAGUUUCUUCAAUUUACACCUAAUCUGGCUCAAGCUCCUCCUCCCCUGGCGUCUCUUCCGUCUCUGGUCCCUAAUCGACGGCGUCGACCCGCCCGAAAACAUGAUCCGCUGCGUCAGCGACAACUGGAGCACCCUCGCCUUCUGGCGUAGCUGGCAUCGGAGUUUCUACCGCUGGUCUCUACGCUAUAUAUACGUACCCCUCGGCGGAUCUAGUUUCCGCACCUCGCGCGACGCCGCGAGGUCGAUUCUUACCUACGUCUUAGUCUUCACAUUCGUCGCGCUAUGGCAUGAUAUCCAGAUGCGUCUUCUAAUAUGGGGUUGGCUUGUCGUAUUCUUCAUGUUGCCUGAAAUGGCGGCAGGCGCUAUAUUUCCGAAGCGCAAUUGGGAGAAUCGACCUACGGCGUAUCGCAUGAUCUGCUGCGUCGGCGCUGUGGCGAAUAUUUUUAUGAUGAUGACGGCGAAUUUGGUCGGGUUCGCAGUUGGUGUGGAUGGGCUGCAGAGGAUUGUUGCGGGGAUAUUUAGGGAUUUCUCUGGAUUCGUAUUUAUCUUGGGCGCUUGCUCGGCGUUCUUUGUGGGUGUGCAGGUCAUGUUUGAGAUUAGAGAGUCAGAGGCGAGGCGUGGUAUCAAUUUGAAAUGUUGAUAUCCGCGCAGUAUUCCUAUAUCCAACAAUUUAACACCCGAAAAGCAAGCGCAUUAGAGCAUGCCCUGUUACUAUACCAUAAACAUAGAUGGGAUAAACUG